GCGCUAUACCAAAUUGUGCGAUAAAAAUAAAUUGAUAAUCAUGGCAUCCAAAAAGGGUGGCAAAAAAGGCUCGAAAAAGUCAGAAAAGGUAGUGGAAGAAGCACCUCCACCGGCGGAAGAGAAAAAAGAAGAAACACCAGAAGAUAAUGCAGAUGAAAAACAGCAGGAUCUGUCCCCAUCAGAGGAACAGGAACCUGUGAAAGUACCAACUCCGCCACCAGAAUACGACGAGCCAACUCUUGCUGAAUUAAUCGUAGAACACUAUGAAGGAGAGAAGGUACGUGGUCUCUACCAAGAUAAUGAAGGCAUAGCUGCUUUUAGUGGUGGACAUCAUUACAAGGGUCAGUUCUCGCAAGGAUUGAUGCAUGGCAAGGGUAAAUAUCAGUGGGCAGAUAAAGUCAAAUAUGAGGGGGAUUUCAACAUGAAUGGAAUAACAGGUAAAGGUACUUAUACAUGGCCCGAUGAUAGCACGUAUGAAGGAGAGGUUGAGAAGGGUCGUCGCCAUGGUCACGGGACAUUCCGCUGCAUGUCCUCGCCCUCUUCUUACACAGGACAGUGGCAUCAAGGACAGAGGCAUGGUACAGGUAUCAUUCGCUAUGACACUGAUGGACUCUCGUUUUAUGAGGGAGACUGGGUCAACAACAAACGCCAGGGGUACGGUGUUAGGCGUUACCGAUCAGGCAACGUCUACGAAGGAGAGUGGUCAAAUAACAACAGACAUGGCCAAGGGAUGAUGAGAUGGGUAGACCUCAAUCAAUCUUACAAUGGACAAUGGGAUAAUGGUGUUCAGCAUGGUCAUGGAGAACACACAUGGUACCUCAAGCGUCUUCCCGGUUCACAGUAUCCAUUACGCAAUCAGUACAUUGGGGACUUUGUUUACGGUAAACGUCAUGGUUACGGUGUAUUCCUCUACGCGAAUGGGGCAAAGUACGAAGGAGAAUGGAUGAAUGAUAAGAAGAGUGGUAGGGGUGUUUUCACCUUCAAGAAUGGACGUAUCUUUGAUGGGAUCUUUGUGGACGAUAGAAUGGCAGAGUACCCUCAAUUCACGAUGGAUGGGACUAAUACUCCAGACCUGUCAGGUAUCAGGACCAGGACCCCAGACCCAGCAGGUCCAGAACAACCAGUGGGAGAUCUGACAGCGAGGACCGACGAGAGUCGCAAUACUCUUGGUCCAUCUUUGACCCUUGACCUUCAGCAUUUGCUAAAUGAAUUCAGUUCUGAGGAGAAAGAAGAUGAAUUGCAACAGGUUAUGUUUGUGAUUCUGCGUCACAUGAGUGCAUUGAAGAAGGUGUACUCCUACUAUAGCGGUCUUGGCCACGAUGCAUCACCUGAUAAUACCUUCAUCAUGACGAGGCUUCAGUUCUGGAGAUUCCUCAAAGAUUCCCGUCUUCAUCAUCUUGAUGCAACGCUAGCUGAGAUGGAUAGAAUACUUGCUGCAGACAAGACAUCAACUGACAUCCAUUCUCCCUUGGACAAGCUUCUGAUGAGAGAAUUUCUGAAUCACAUCAUCACACUGUCAUACCAUCUCUACAAGGAUCAAUACGAAUCUGGAUCUGGUCCUGUCCUAGCCUGGUGUCUGUCUAAGACCAUCACAGAGAACAUAGUACCAUUUGGAUGUGAUGUCCAGGGUAACUUCCUGUACGACGAGGCCCACGCUGUCAAUGCACUGGGGUAUAUGGACAGAUGCUAUGAGGUCUAUCAGGAUAUCAGCAAACCUUCCAAGUACAAGCCAUAUGAUUCAGUUCUGAAGAUGAGAGAGUUUCUGUAUACUAUGAACGAGUAUGGUUUAGUGAACGACAACCUGACAGCUCGGCGCAUCUUGGAGAUCUUAUCCUGUGAUGAUCCCGCUGCGUACGACUCUAAAGACUGUAAUCUUGAACUUGAGAUGACCUUCCUGGACUUCUUUGAAGCAGUGAUAGGUUGUGCGAUGUACUAUGUCACAGAGGAGGUGAUCAAAGACCCUACGACCCCUAGACCUAGCACUGUUAUCUCCAAUCACACUCAUACUAGCUACAGCUCAACAACGCAUGGGUCAACAUCAAGAACAAGUCACCACAAUGACGAUGGGGAUGAAACUGCCUCACCCCGUACAUCUAACUAUGGUUCUCCUCCGCUACGAGCGAUGUCAUCAUCAGAGGUCGUGAGGAAGGCAUCAGAUGGUAAAGUAGAGGCACAUGGGUCUAUUGCUGCUGUCACUGAGAGCAUGCACACUGAACAGCCUCCAGAGGGCAGCACACUAGGUGUCAAUAAUAAAACUGUUAAAUCAGAUGUAGGUACCGAGGCAGGUAAAGGUGUUUCUGUGGCAUCAUUACAAGCCGGUGAAAACCCAAGCAGUGAUAGUCAUACCCACCUAUUACAAUCUGUGUUAUCAAUGGGUGCUGAAGAGACACAGCAACAAGAACCACAAGUUGAGGAAAUGGAGGAAGAGAUGGAUGAGGAGACGAGAAGGUUCAACUUCUGGACGCAUCAAAUCAACAUCUUCUUCUUACGGAAGCUCUUCCCAGCUCAUGAACACAUGAGAGAUGUCCAGAGCAAGAGAAUCACAGUCAGAGAAGAAAAGAAGCUGGCAUGCCUCCAGGCUGAGCGGGAACGCGAGGAACGGCUAAAGAAGAUUCAAGCUCUUCGUGAAGCAGAAAAGCAAGCCGAAGAAGCACGAGCCCUGGCUCUAGCUGCCGCAGCAUCCGAGACAGGGGCUGGUAACGAGACUAUAGAUGGGUCAAUCAGUGAAGAGAGAGUUGAAAGGUCAAAGUCAAAUAGUUCCACCAAGGGAAAAUAACUGUCUUUUACUCAUUUGGUAAUACCGCAGUCACAUUCUCUCUACAGCGUCUGCACGGCGAGUCAAAAACAGCAAUUUUAUUCAUUUUUAUUCAAACCACCUCUUGUAGCUGGUACAAAAAAUUGCUAUUUUUGGCUCGCCGUACGGUCGGCGUACAGAAAAUGUGACUGUAGGUCGUCAAGUCCACUCCAGCAACAAUUUGAUUUGAAUAAAGAAAUAAAUAAGUCAGUAUACAAAUAGGCAUGAGUGUGAGAUUUCGCACAAGAUUUCGCACAAGAUGAAAGAAAGAUGCUCUCUUCAAAGAGGCCUUAGCCGAGUUGAAUAAAGUGCCUCUUUCUUUCACCGAAUGGCAUUCAUAUUUCUUCAACAAUACCGCAAGGGUAACACAGCAACUGCUGCGUGAUGCCUGCCUAUGAAAAAAAUUGUAGGCAGACCGGGUGUGAAUAAAACCCACAACCUCUUGAUUACGAGACCAGUGUCAUAACCACUAGACCACAGGAGUGCCCUAUAGUGAUCUGCAUUCAAGCUAUCCCAUGUAUAUUAGAUAUCAAAUCAAUAGAAUCAUCGUUGGAUGGUAAAGCUAAAUGAUAAGCUUUUCAUAUUUCUCCAACAAUACCGUGAGGGUAACACAGCAACUGCUGCAUCACGCAGAAGCUUAACCCUUGAGGUAUUGUUUAAGAAAUAUGAAUAACUAAAGAUCUUUCAUUGAUCAAUAGGACUGCAUUUCAAUUGCAAUACACGUGUAGCUUUAAAAAAUGUGAAGACCUUAUUGUCAGUAGCCAUCCUGAAUCCUCGUAAAAUGAGUAAAAUAUGGUCUGGCAAUAGGUACACAAGAACUAUUUAAAAAGUCUAACUAAAGGGCAUUUUCAUCACAUUAUUAACCAUUUCGUUAAUCCCCCAGUUCUUUUCCAUUUUCACAACUGCUCCAGCUGUGAUAUUUUAGAGCAUUACAACUCUUCAUGAGCACACAUACUUUACUCUGUAGCCUUCUAGCGGUUGGCACAUGAACUUACAGGUUUUUACCCAAUUUAAAUUUGUUUUUCUGUGAAUAUUGAACAUUGUGUUGAAAAUUAUUCUGUACUGUAUAUAGUGUAAAAAAGUAUAUAUGUGUAUAUAUUUAUAAAUGUGUCUUUAUAAUUAUUGCCUUAUUUCAUUCAGAUAUUUCACCUUGAUAAUCCAAUGUAUUCCAAAGGAACUGAAGUUUAAAAAACCUUUUGAAAAUUGCUUUUAAUUGCUUCGAGGAAUGCACAUUUUUAGAGCUCUAUCAGUUUGUAACAUUUUCUAUAUUUCCAUUUUGAUGAAUGAACAUGUUAUGAUGUCCUCUCAGAAAUGGCUAAUUCUUUUGAAUAUCAAUGAUGAUGUAUUCCAAACACUAUACAUGGGCCCAUUUCAAAAAGGACUUUUAAAUGUAGUAACUUUGCUGUUAUGGUAACUACAAUAACAGGACUUGGUAGCCAAUAAAAAUCAAGGUUUCGAUUCCUACCGCCAUGUUUCCAUGGUAAUUACCAUUAUAGCAAAGUUACAAGAAUCAUAAAUGCACGUCCUUUUCUGAAACUUUUCCCUAUUAUGCACUUGAAGGGUAACCCAAGAUAUGAGGGUGUACAUCUACAUGUACUCAAGUGAUACAAUCAAUUAAAAAACAUACAUAUAACGAGAUUUUAUCCAUCCAAUAAU
Lytechinus variegatus (green sea urchin) is the source of this 4450-nucleotide messenger RNA. It is a transcript of the gene rsph10b, whose product is annotated as radial spoke head 10 homolog B-like. NCBI's taxonomy places the organism in Eukaryota, Metazoa, Echinodermata, Echinoidea, Temnopleuroida, Toxopneustidae. The record is from RefSeq and is a predicted model, not a curated record. The transcript has 18 exons. The coding region runs from base 41 to 2776 and encodes 911 amino acids.